Messenger RNA from Geodia barretti, 726 nucleotides. NCBI's taxonomy places the organism in Eukaryota, Metazoa, Porifera, Demospongiae, Tetractinellida, Geodiidae. The record is from the annotation of a GenBank genome assembly.
CCCACACCACACCGCGUUUGCGAAAAAAUAAUGGCAUCUAUUGCUGAACUUCUUUCGUCGGAGAGCCGACGGUUGAUGUUGGUGUCUUCCUUACAACAUUUAGUACAGCAUCCUGGAGGACUAAUAUCGUUCCUAAAACAAUUGUUCAAUGAGAGUUUGAUUAAUCUUAAGUCGGACGACGUCAGAGCACGAGCCCGGUAUCAUCAAUUUCUUCGAAAAAUGCACGAACUUAUUCUUGCAGUAAACAUAUAUAAGGGGGCAGUUGAUAAUCGACCUUCUUGUAAGAAAGAGCGAACAGAUGCAAUUUUAAUGGAGCUCAAUUGUGAAGAAGAGCAAUAUGCAAAAUUUGACAGGAAUGAUGAAUCCAGAUUUCCAAGGACAAUUUCAUUUAUACAUGAAAUGGAUUUGUGGAAAAAAAGAGUAGAAAAACACUACAAAAGAGUCAAGGAGUUGUUCAAUGACUUCCUAGAGAAAAUAGAAAAAAUGCGUGAGAGUGCAGAAGAUACUGCAAGUACUUUAAAUAUAAUGAAACGGGAGCGAUACCAGCGUUGACUGUACUUGGCGCCAUAGUAGGGGGUGUACUAACAGGUGGUGUAGGGCUGCUUGUUGUAGGGGCAGUCUGUGGUGCUGGUGCAGGAGCUGGUGUUGGUGUUAUUGCAUCAUCAGAAUAUUCCAAAAAGGAGAGUGCACAUACUGAGCUGAAAAAAAAGUUAGAUAAGCUCACCA